AUGGCGAUGGCAUCAAGCCAGCUCCCUGAUGGCAGCAAAGCACGAGAUGGGGUCACCUCCCUCGACGGCCUCCUAGCGGCACAACCCGCCCUACGCGCCUCCCGAUCCGCCGCCACCACCUUCCCACCGCGGAUCCACCGGCCGCUUCCGCCGCGGCCUCCGCUCAGCCCAGGCCUCUCCCUCGGCGGCCGCUUCGGCACCGAGGCCAAGCGCCAGUGCCUAUCGCGCUCCUCAUACAUCGCCUCCAUCUACUCCGUCUCCUCCCUCGACGGGGAAGCCGACGCCGACCUGUCCCCGGCUGCGUUGCUCCCGUUGCUGCGCACCAGCUCGCUGCUAACCGGCAGGGACGAUGCACCCGAACAAGCCCGAGAUGGGGGCAGCGUGCAGCGGCUGCAGUCCUGCAGCACGCACAGCGCUAGAUCCAUCCACGAAGAACUUCUAGGGCAGCACGGCGUGCGCCCGGUACCCGUGCCCACCAUCGCGGCUGAAGCCCGACACAUUGGGUCGAGCAGGGAGGAGGAGGCGGCAGCAGCUUGUGCCGCCGUAGUCUGGGAGCUCGGCGUCGCUCGGCCACUCGAGUCGAGCGUGGUGUGGUGGUCAGCUCCAGGGUUUCGUCCAUGGGAGCUGCUGCUGCGCUGCACGGCACUGCUGUCAAUCCCUUGCAUCAAUUGUUGUAUUUGGACUCAGAUAAGUUCACUAAUCAACCCCAAGUCCUUGUUCUUCCCAGUUUUCAGUAUCUACCAUUGCUCUGUUGUGCUUCAGUUUUUGAUGCUUUACUGAAAUUUAGGGUUCCCUACUUGAAUUGAUGUGUGGUAUAGCUAAUCUGGUGCAUUUAUUUUGUGGAUCAAUUCCCUUGAUUACUUGCUGGUAGAGUUACUACAUACGGAAAAAAGAACUUCCUCUGGUCAUGAAAGUUUUCUCAAUCAGUUUUCCUGAAAUGAAGCCCCAGCAACCAAUUUGUUAAUUGAUUUGCUGUCGGAACCCAUCCAAUACUGACUCUCGAUGUUAUGAAACAGUUGGAUUCCUGAAUAAUUAUGCUGAACUAAAUUUAUUUGAUUUAUUUCCAAUGGUUACUUUGUCAGUUGUGACACGAGAAGCCAGUUCAUGAAUCUGCGCUUGCCGUGCUUUAAAUACCUGUGUUGGUGAAUCUGUGCUUGCCAUGCUUUAAAUACCUGUGUUGGUGUAGUGAAUAAUUAGCACCUGUUUUAGGACAUUUCGUUACGACUAGCACCUGUUGGAGGGCAAUUAUCUUGCUAUCCUCUUUCAUUUCCAUUGAGAGGUGAUUCAGCUCUAUGAACCCCUUUUCAAUCCUUGAUUCUUCCCAAGAGCUAAAUUGAUAGGUCAAAUAUCUUAAUUUUUAUAAUGCAGUCUGGUGGAGAGACCAAGUCCAUAAAUUAUCUCUGAGAGCUGCUUUUCUUCCCUGUUCAUCUCCAGCUCUUCCACUGAGAAUUGUCUCAUAGAAAGUACAUAUAAAGGGAAGGGGCAAAAUAUGACAGAGCUUACGACUUAUGUAGUAGAAUAAUCGAAAUCAUGGUCCUUGCUUCUAAGCCAUCUCUAGGUAUUAAUCCAAUGCUAAAUUUAAAACUUUGAUUGAAGUCCUCAGUCUAAUUAUUUAAUUUCACUCUACUAAAUCAUUUAUUAAAAUAUUUU
Molecule: messenger RNA, 1650 nt
Organism: Setaria italica (foxtail millet)
Lineage: Eukaryota; Viridiplantae; Streptophyta; Magnoliopsida; Poales; Poaceae
Exons: 3
Coding region: 1-780 (259 amino acids)
Source: RefSeq, a predicted model, not a curated record